Molecule: messenger RNA, 843 nt
Organism: Cyphellophora attinorum
Lineage: Eukaryota; Fungi; Ascomycota; Eurotiomycetes; Chaetothyriales; Cyphellophoraceae
Exons: 3
Coding region: 1-843 (280 amino acids)
Molecular function (GO): acetylpyruvate hydrolase activity
Source: RefSeq, a predicted model, not a curated record
AUGGCAUUCGAGUGCCUUCUUCGUUUCAUCAACGACAGGGGGGAGACUUGCUAUGGUAAUGUUCCGAGAGGCGUAGAUAUAGCAUCAAUCGUUGGAAAGGAGGUCGAUGCAUUGGAUGGAAGUCCUCAGGCAGGGUUCACAUCGGUCAACAAACAAUCUGUAGUUAAAGAGGUGCUCUGCCCGAUCGCAGAAGUGCACAUAUUCCAGUGCAUAGGCCUCAAUUAUCGACAGCACGCCAAGGAAGCCAAGGCAACAAUCGCUCCAUAUCCCGUGGUGUUCUCAAAACCUCCAGAUGCUCGUGCUGGCCCGUAUGAUGAUGUGCACGUCCACCGAGAUGCACAGUCGAAGCUUGACUACGAAGGCGAAUUGACAGUGAUAAUAGGAAAAGACUGCAAAGAUGUUAAUGAAGAUGAUGCGUUGAAUCAUGUGCUGGGUUAUGCAGUCGGCAACGACAUCUCGGCGCGCAAUUUUCAGGCCAAAGAGGUGUCCGGAGGUCAAUUCGGCUAUGCCAAAUCGUUCGAUAGGUUUGCACCUAUCGGUCCAGUAAUAGUGUCACCACUUGUAAUCAAGGAUCCACAGAAUCUCGAGUACACCACCAAGGUGAACGGUGAGCUGAGACAAAAGACCAACACAAGUGACAUGAUAUGGUCUGUGCGUCAGAUCAUUGCGCAUUUGAGCAGAGGUACGACACUUCGGGCUGGAUCUGCAAUUAUGACCGGUACACCUUCGGGCGUCGCGCUGUUCAUGGAGGGAGGGAAAGGUUUCCUGAAGCAUGGUGAUGUUGUCGAAAUUGAGGUCGAAGAGAUCGGUGCCAUCAAGAACAGAAUCGUUUUCGAUGCUUAA